AUGACGCCAGAGUGGUCACAAAAUUCCUUAAGAAGAACAUCUUCACGAGAUUUGUUAAGGAAGGAUUGGUCUGUGAAGUUAGAUGAUGUACUGUGGGCAUACCGCACUGCAUAUAAAACUCUAAUUGGAAUAAUACCCUUUCGAUUGGUUUAUGGGAAAUCAUGCCACCUCUCUGUCAAACUUGAACACAAAGAUUACUGGGCAAUUCAGACCCUGAAUUUUGACCUCAAAGCUAUUGGUGAAAAAAGACUCCUACAACUCAAUGAGUUGGAUGAAAUCAAGCAAGAUGGGUAUGAGAAUGCCAUGAUCUUCAAGGAUAAGACCAAAAGAUGGCAUGACAGACACAUAGCAACAAAAGAAAUAAAAAGAAGGAGAUUUUGUUCGGCUCUUCAACUAAAGGUUAAAACUUUUUCCAGGGAAGCUAAAGUCAAGAUGGUCUGA
Molecule: messenger RNA, 441 nt
Organism: Hevea brasiliensis (rubber tree)
Lineage: Eukaryota; Viridiplantae; Streptophyta; Magnoliopsida; Malpighiales; Euphorbiaceae
Exons: 1
Coding region: 1-441 (146 amino acids)
Molecular function (GO): nucleic acid binding
Source: RefSeq, a predicted model, not a curated record